Messenger RNA from Stegastes partitus (bicolor damselfish), 2758 nucleotides. RefSeq names its product myogenic differentiation 1 (gene myod1). The record is from RefSeq and is a predicted model, not a curated record. The transcript has 3 exons. Lineage: Eukaryota; Metazoa; Chordata; Actinopteri; Pomacentridae. Gene Ontology annotation, biological process: muscle organ development; skeletal muscle cell differentiation; regulation of transcription by RNA polymerase II. Gene Ontology annotation, molecular function: protein dimerization activity; DNA-binding transcription factor activity, RNA polymerase II-specific; RNA polymerase II cis-regulatory region sequence-specific DNA binding. The coding region runs from base 459 to 1349 and encodes 296 amino acids.
GCAGAACAAAAGUUUGUGACUAUAUCUUGGUAUUUGUUUUAUUCCUUUCUCCACAUUUUCUCUGCGGCCUGUGUUCACCAUGUGGCCCUGUGGGUGAGGAGGUAUAUUAUCCUGCUCUUACUGCUAUGUUGGGGGUAAUUGUACACUAAUUACCGUGAAGUUGUAAACCCCUCCUGCUGCCAGCUGAUUGGUCGGACCUCGGUGGACCCCAUCAUGUUGACCCCGCCCCCCCACUGGCGUCCCAGGUAUAAGAUGAUCCAGGUCAACAGCUGACAGUCCAGAACCGUUUGUGACAGGACCCUACAUUCCCCUACACACAGAUCCUGUUUCACAUCUCAGCCCUGAUUCUGUCCCUCCUUCUUCUUCUUUCCUAGUAAAAAAAAAAAAAAGCUCUAUUUGGCCUGAAGACAUUUGCUUCACUGGAUUUUUCUUCUUCUUUGGUGUGUUUGAACUGAACCAUGGAGUUGUCGGAUAUAUCUUUCCCCAUCCCCGCCGCGGAUGAUUUCUAUGAUGACCCCUGCUUCAACACCAGCGACAUGCACUUCUUCGAGGACCUGGACCCGCGGCUGGUCCAUGUGGGCCUGCUGAAGCCGGAUGACUCCUCCUCUUCGUCCUCAUCCUCCCCAUCCUCCUCAUCUUCCUCCUCCCCGUCCUCCCUCCUGCAUCUCCACCACCACGCCGACGUAGAGGACGACGAGCAUGUCCGCGCCCCCAGCGGGCACCACCAGGCGGGCCGCUGCCUGCUCUGGGCCUGCAAGGCCUGCAAGCGGAAGACCACCAACGCGGACAGGCGGAAGGCGGCCACGCUUCGGGAGCGCCGGCGGCUCAGCAAGGUCAACGACGCGUUCGAGACCCUGAAGCGCUGCACGACGGCCAACCCCAACCAGAGGCUGCCCAAGGUGGAGAUCCUGCGCAACGCCAUCAGCUACAUCGAGUCCCUGCAGGCGCUCCUGCGAGGCGGGCAGGACGAAGGCUUCUACCCGGUGCUGGAGCACUACAACGGGGACUCGGACGCGUCCAGUCCCCGGUCCAACUGCUCCGACGGCAUGACGGACUUCAACGGGCCCAGCUGCCAGUCCACCAGAAGAGGAAGUUAUGACAGCAGCUCUUAUUUCUCUGAGACGCCAAACGGUGGUCUAAAGAGUGACCGCAGCUCCGUGGUGUCCAGUCUGGACUGUCUGUCCAGCAUCGUGGAGCGGAUCUCCACCGACAACAGCAGCCUGCUGCCUCCUGCUGAAGGCCCCGGCUCUCCACCCACAGUCCCAGUCAGUGAGGCGGGGUCUGCACCCGCUCAAGUCCCGUCCCCCACCGCCAGCCAGGACCCCAGCCUGAUCUACCAAGUCCUAUAGACCCUCACACACACAUAUGCACCGGGGACAUUGACAUCCUGUCACAGCGUCCAGUUAUAAAACACUUGCCCACACACACACACACACACACACACACACACACACUAUGAAAGUGCUCAUUUUCACCAGUUACAGAGUCUUCACAUCCCAGUUGCAUCAGCUGCAAAGUUUUCAUUUAGCAACAAAUCUUCUGAACAACCUUGUAUUUAUUCCCUUUAGCUGAUCAUAUGGAAGUUCAUUCCUGCCGAGAAACAAAUAGAAUUGAGAGUUUUGAGUUUAAAAUGACAUCAGAAAGUCUUCGCCAGUGGAGAACAUUUUAUAGAUUUAAAGAGCAAACUGCAUGCACUGAUGAAGACUGAGACGUGUGGAAACUCAGGAGAUGGACUUCACAAAACUAUCGUUAACUCAGUCUUAAUUGAAUAACUAUUAACAAAAUGGAAAUGAUAAAAGCUGGAAUUUAAAUAUUGUGUGAAAAAAUGUAAACUAAAAGCAACAAGGUGAUUGUCUAAAGUGAACAUUUGGAGUUUUUGCUCUGAACAUUUUCCAACAGACGCAGGUAAAUUACUAAAAGGGGGGAAUCUGAAACACAAAGAUAAAAAUCAUAGUGAGGAAACAAUUAUACAUUUUUAAACCUCAUUCCAGGAUGGCCAGCUUUGAUUUGUUUUCUCACCAGGAAUUAGUCUCCAUACGUCGACCCCAGAUUCCCGUCCUGUUGGUAAAACAAGAGGCUCAAAACCACUUUAAUGUUUUAUUUAUAGACGGAGAUGAAAUGAAACCGGUUCACUUCUUGCUGUAAUGUUAUUUUAUUUUAAGUUAUGAAAAAAUAUUUUAAGACUGAGCUUAGUCGUUCAGAUGGACUUUUUUUUUUUUUCUUUUCUGUGUAAGUCUAUUUAAUGAAGGACGGAGGCCAAAAAAAAAAAAAAAACACCCAUUAACAUUCCUCCACUUGUGUCCAUCUGAAAGGCCUCAGCUGUUCGUUUCCCUCUGGAGAUAGAAGAACGAUAUAAUCCUGUGAUAUUGUACAAAAAAAACCCUGCAUAAAACCAGACAUUUCUGCAGUUAAAAUGAAUGACAAACUUGAACUUCACACACACGAUAAACUGCAUCUUUAUGAGGAUUGUGGUGAUUUUUUCCCAUCAGUUUUGAACUCGGUUCAGACCUCCCUCUUGUCCAAGCGACAGAUUUCUUUCAUUUUCACUCACUGCAGCGGAGGACCAUUUUUUUCUUUGUGUACAUAUUAUGUAGAUAAGAGCUGAUUUGUUCCAACUGAAAGUAUUAAUUAUGUAUUUAAUGUUUCUGUCUGUUUGUGCUUGUUUGUUGUGAAAAAAAUGUUUAACUUUAUAUUUAUACAUCUGACAACUGAGUGAGUCUAAUGACAAAUAAAUGAACCUGCUUAUUUAUACAAAGAA